Prunus mume (Japanese apricot) is the source of this 1677-nucleotide messenger RNA. Its product is annotated as trihelix transcription factor ASR3. NCBI's taxonomy places the organism in Eukaryota, Viridiplantae, Streptophyta, Magnoliopsida, Rosales, Rosaceae. The record is from RefSeq and is a predicted model, not a curated record.
UCCCUCCUUUUCCUUUUCUUUUUCUCUCUUCCUCUUUCUCUCUCUCUCUCUCUCUCUCUCUCUCUCUCCUCCUCCCUAAUUUUUUUAGGUAGAGAGACUAAGAGAGAUAUGAGCUAACCCCUCAUUCCUCUUAAACGGCGUAAGAGGGAACCUUUCCCCCAAAACGCCGUUUACUUUCAACGUAAAAUCACCAUUAAGUCACGUGCGUUUACUCUUUUCCGUUUUAAUUUUUUUCGUUAUUUAUGCUCAUGGCCUUGGAGCAGCAGGUGAGCCUGAACCCCGUUGACGGCGAAACUAACGGCGUUGACGCCCGCCACCCCACGUCAGCGGAGACCGGAGAUGACGCCAGCAAGGCGCCGAGGCUGCCACGCUGGACGCGGCAGGAGAUUCUCGUCCUCAUAAACGGGAAGAGGUACGCUGAGAGCCGGGGCGGGGGGCGGACCCCGAGGUCGGACUUCGGGUCGGGUCAGGCGGAGCCGAAAUGGGCCGCGGUCUCGACGUACUGCAAGAAGCACGGGGUGAACCGGGGACCGGUCCAGUGCCGGAAGCGGUGGAGCAAUUUGGCGGGGGACUUCAAGAAGAUCAGGGAGUGGGAGGUGCAGAGGAAGGACGAAACGGAGUCGUUUUGGGUGAUGAGGAACGACCUGAGGAGAGAGAGGAAGUUGCCGGGUUUUUUCGAUAAGGAGGUUUAUGAUAUAAUGGAGGCGGUUCCGGGUGCUCCGAUUUCGCUCGCUCUACCGGGUCCGACCCGGGUGGAGUCCGAGGAUGUGAAGGAGGAGGGGAUGACUGAGGAGGCUGAGAACUUGUUUGAUAGUAUACAGAGGCCCACGGAGGACGGGUUGUUUUCUGACGAUGAGUCGGGCCGGAGCCCUGAGAAGGAAGUCCGGUUCAAGGAGGGUCCGGGGAGUACCACAGUGAUUUCAGGUCCUUUGCCAAUAUCAGAGAAGCAGUAUAAACCAAUACCUCAAGGAUGCCAAGGACAAGGUGCAGCAGACCAAAAACAGCCAGCUUCAAUACCUGAGAUUGGAUCUACUUCUCAAGACCGGAAGCGGAAACGUUUUACAGUAGAUGUAGACGACGAAACAUCCAAUCUGCAGAAUCAGUUGAUUGAUGUCAUGGAAAGGAAUGGCAAAGUGCUUUCUGACUAUCUCCAUGCUCAGAAUUCCCAUUCGCAACUCGAUCGGGAGCAGAGGAAAGAGCAUUCUGAUAGCUUAAUUGCUGUUCUUAAUAAGCUUGCAGAUGCUUUUAUGAGAAUCGCUGAGAAAUUGUAGCAGACGAGCAACAAGUUACAACAAAUCAGUGUACAUAGAGAAGUCAUCUUCAAGACCCAUAGAUGUUAGCGGAGGCUGAGAAUUGGUGGAUUAAAUUUGAUCAUUCAUAUCGUGGGAUGACAGAAUUCAGUAGGGCAUUUACAAAUCACACCUGUUAUUCCACCUUUUUAAAAAAAUUUAAUUUUCUUCUACUUGUCUUUUUGGUGUAUGCCACCCUUGUGGCAUAUUGCCCCAUUAUAUUUGUAGAGUCUAUACACAGAUAAGGUUUAGAAAUUUCAAAGAGUUAGCACAUUUCUGCUGCUUUUCUUUCAUAUAUGCCCAGCUCACAUGGAAUUUUCAUGUUAGAAUGUCUUUGUGACUGUACAGACUCUUGAUAUCAAUAAGAAGCAUACUUUGUUAUUUGGGA